Merops nubicus (carmine bee-eater) is the source of this 297-nucleotide messenger RNA. It is a transcript of the gene SH3BGRL, whose product is annotated as SH3 domain binding glutamate-rich protein like. Lineage: Eukaryota; Metazoa; Chordata; Aves; Coraciiformes; Meropidae. The annotation marks the transcript as partial. Gene Ontology annotation, cellular component: cytoplasm. The transcript has 5 exons. The record is from RefSeq and is a predicted model, not a curated record.
AUUAAAAAGCAGCAACAAGAUGUGCUGGGCUUCUUGGAAGCCAACAAAAUCGAAUUUGAGGAGAAGGAUAUCGCGGCCAACGAGGAGAAUCGGCGGUGGAUGCGGGAGAACGUGCCCGAGGACAGGCGGCCGGCGAGCGGCCCCUUCCCACCCAAAUGAUUCUCCCAGUCCUGCAGGAGGGAGGACUAUGAAGCUUUCUUUGAGGCACGAGAGAACAAUGCAGUAUAUGCAUUCCUAGGCUUGACUGCACCACCUGGCUCAAAGGAAGCUGAAGCACUGGCAAAGCAGCAAGCGUGA